This is a messenger RNA of Helicoverpa armigera (cotton bollworm), 11170 nucleotides long. RefSeq names its product inositol polyphosphate-4-phosphatase type I A. Gene Ontology annotation, cellular component: cytoplasm. The coding region runs from base 330 to 3779 and encodes 1149 amino acids. NCBI's taxonomy places the organism in Eukaryota, Metazoa, Arthropoda, Insecta, Lepidoptera, Noctuidae. The record is from RefSeq and is a predicted model, not a curated record. The transcript is spliced from 19 exons. Gene Ontology annotation, molecular function: phosphatidylinositol-3,4-bisphosphate 4-phosphatase activity.
UAGUUAUCUGUGGUAUCUCGGGGAACAUCACAGUAGUGGUGGUGGGGAACAUUUUGUAACUAAAAACUCAAAAGUCAAAUCGGGGACAAAAUUGCAGUUACAGGAGAAAAUUAAAUAAAUAUCAAAAGAUACGGCCAACAAAAUGUUGCAGAAGUAUCCUCUAAGCGUAUAGAAUUCCUACCCUCAGUUGCCUGUAGGGCGUUACCGUUGGUGUUUACUUCACAGAAUCUAAAUUCUGUAUACACACUACCACCUUGAAUUGAUACUGAUUUUGAAAAAAUUAAGCUAAAAUUGAAUGUAUGAUGCUAUUUUUGUACUAGCUUAUAAAUAUGAGAUACAAUAAACAAGAAUUAGCUGCACUAGCAUCUCAAACGUCGCAGAACUUCGAUCGGGAAGGGGUGUUGGUGCUCAAAGAAAGACAGGAUGGCUUCUUCAGAAGAUCUGAAGGUUGUUCCGUACGAUGGUUUCGUCUGAGAGGCAAUCUCCUGUUCUACCUGAAGGGACCAGAGCCAUGGUACGAGCCCAUGGGUGUCAUAGUACUAGGUCAUCAUCAGAUCAAAGUGCAAUCUCAAGACGAAAAUGGACAUUGGCCUUUUCAAAUAAUUUGGGAGAACGGCGUGUGUUACAAAAUGGCGACGUUCCACGAGUCGGAGCGCACACUGUGGCUGAAGGCCAUCGAGCUGGCGCCUUACGACAACAUCCAGGCUCAAGCCGACGCGCUGAGGGAAAGACUGAACAAAAUCAGGCCCAACUUAGAUAUAGCUACUUAUAGACUGCAGAAAGGAAUUGUGACUGAUAUGAAUGAAGUGCCGCUAUGCGAGCUAGCGUUGUCGUGCGACAAUCUUCUGUGCGACACGCUGGGCAGGCCGCCGUCGCCGGUCGUCGUCAUCUACGUCAAAUACGACAAAGGGCUCUGCGUUAGAUAUGGUGCUACUGAAAUCGUUGAGACAUGCAGUAACCCGUGUUUCUCGAAGACCAUUCUGUUCCGCGCUAGUGACGGGCUCACGGGGUCGGCGUUGGUUCGCAUUGUGGUCUAUGACGUCAAAGAGCGCGUGUCUGAAACCGCAGUACCUAUGGGAUAUACCUCCAUGCUGCUUAGUACAAUACAGGAAGCCCAAAGAAUGCGCGUAGCACUUAUAACACGGGACCAGAAAACAGUCGGCUUCGUCACAAUAAAUGGAUGGAGUCUAGAACCUUCUUACAUCGGCACGAGCCCUAGUCACACAAACGAUAGAAACAGCAUAGAUAUACCUCAAAAAGUGCUGUGUCACCGGCGAUCACAGUCUUUGCCACCAAGAUUAGGCCUGAAGUUAAAGUUCCCGUCGUAUGGCAGUUUGUUAAAGCAGAAUUUUGUGAAUAGCCAUCAAGUCACGUAUAGAUUCCAUUCAGGGUUGGGCGGCGAUAUCACGGUGCACGAAAUUAUGGCUGAACCCAAACUGUGUUUCACGAUGCCGAUACAACUGUUAGAUAUCUACAUUCAGCGAGAAAAAGAGCUUUUAGAAGAACUGCUGUCCGUAGGCGAGAUCUGUGGCCAAUGGCAAUCAAGACAACUGGACCUGGUCAGCACUCACGUAUCGUUACUGAAGCACUACUGUCACUCGCGGAGAUGUAUGCUUAAUAUGGAGAGUCAGCAUUUUAAAGCCAGCAGCAGAAAAGAUGACCCGAGCUUAGAAUUCGCUCCGAUAAACCUGCAUUUACAACGCAUGUGGGUGCAUAAUGACACACUCAAUAAGACCGGCUUCCAUGACAUCGUGACGGCCGGCGCUUUCGCCGCGCACACGCAUAAGGCUGAACGAACGGGGGGAUUGAUAAGGUUAGUUCAACAAGUGAAAGACAUAAACAGUACAAAAGCUGAGCUCAGUUCCAUCACCAAUAAGAUACAGGCGGAGUAUGACAACUUGGUAGCUGUCAGGAGGUUACGCGAAGGCGUCUCUGAAGAUAUGGAGAAAAUUAUAUUGCUGAUGCAAGCGAACCAGCAUUCUGAAAUCGGUGCUGUUCUUGAAGGAAUUAAAAGUAAAGUGAAGAGUUUACUUGCGCAAUGGGAACCAGCUGUAGUUGAAGAAUCAUUAUCAUUCAUCGGUUGGCCAAAAAAUAACCGGAGCGACGAAACUGAUCAUCAGACCAUGGCAACGAUAAUGAGGUUAACAGAACAACUGAGCAUGUUCGACACCAAUUCCGAUUACGACACAUUCGAUGCCUCAUCCAGUUCGAGUUCCAAAGAAACUUCUCCCACUGGCGACACCCCUACCCUUUCAUCGAGCGUCCCGAACAUCUCUGACUACCCAAAAAAGAAACUCCUAGAAACAGAACUACAAUUCCAUAACGAUUACUUCAAGAAUGAUAUUGAGGAGAGAGACCGGGGAGGGUUAAAUCAUUCCUUUAGAUCUGUAAGAUUGUCGAAGCCAAAAAUGGAGGGCCAAAGUCUGUCUUUUGAUUACACGAAGAGACACGGCAGUUUGAGACAUGAUUUCAAAAGCUCGGCGUCGUUAGAGCAAGUGUCGUAUCGAUGCUUGAUUGAUGGCUUGAGAAAUGAUAAGAGAAAGACAUCAGAAUCGAGACGCGAGUCGGGCAUGCUCCCGGCGGUCGGCCAACUAGACCAAGCCACGAGGGAGAAUAACCUAGCAUUCCUGAGAAACGUCGGCACUGUCGUCGAAGACUCGCUCACUUGUCUCGUUGAAGAUUUGAACAAGAUUGCCACGACUAACGCGUCGUCAGAGGAAGAUCUAGAAAGGGUUAAAGGUCUGAUGGACGGCGUAAGGGCGAGUGCAGACGACGCGGCGCGGUGGAUGCGGAUAUCUCACGCGGCUUUGCGGCUUAGAUGCGAGUCGCCGCAGUGGGCUCGUGAGCACGCUGCCUUACAGACUAGACGGGAUACCUGUUUCUCUCAAGCGCUAUCAACAGUAACAGCAGGCCUCCUAUGCUGGCUGUGUUCGAUGCCGGGUGACGUUGUAGCAAAACUCCUCAGUUCGGGCCUAGGCCCUCUCUGUGGUUUCGAAGGCCUGCUCAGUCUAUAUUCUACUGAGAAGGCCAUGUGGGGCGACAUGGUGGUAGCAGUUGAAGAUCUACAAACUGUCGUGUUCACCCUCACUAAAGUUGGACAUAGCAAUACAGCAGUGCCACAUGUGUCGGGAACAAGGGGUGCUCUUACCGUCUUCAUUCCUAUAUCUGAUUCACUUUACACCAAGUUCACAUCUAAAGAGCAUCUAUCCUUCACAAUAACGGCCGUAUUCUUCAAUAUCGGUGUUAAUGAAAAGGCGACGUUGGCCGAAGCUUUGGGUGAAACUACACCACAGUAUCAUUCCAACAGCGAUAAUCUGGAUCGACUGAACAAGUACUAUCAUAAGUACAGCAAAAUAUUCCCCACUGAUCACAUGGCGGCCAGCAGAGCAUCAUCAAGAACUAAGCCACUGGAAGAAGUUAUGGAGACUUUGAGGAUAUGCGUGCACAAGAAGGUUCCCAAGAACGUUGAAGUACUACAUCUGGCAUCGUUAGCAACCAGACUUAUGAAUGGUGUAAGAUUCACAUCGUGUAAAAGUGCAAAGGAUAGAACAGGAAUGUCGGUGACUCUAGAACAAUGCUCCAUUCUCGCUUCUGAGUACCAUUUAGCUGAACACGAGAUGAAGAAAGCUCUGAGCAUUAUGAGAAGUGACGGCUGUCGUAGAGAGAACACGCAGAAAAACAUAGGCAUCAGAAAAUACGCUUUCACAAAGAAACAAGUGAUGGCGCUUCCACUAGACUACAGACCUCCGGCAGGUACUUACGGCUCCACUCAAACGUAAAGGUAUCUUAACGACUAAGGGCCCUUCCCAAUUAUCGAUCUAUCUCUUGUUUUCCUUACUAAAGAUAUGACAUUGUAUGGGGCUAAUGUCAAAAUCUAUCUCCGGUAAGCAAAUUAAAAGUUGGAUGGAAUAUUGGGAACCGCCAUAAACUUACCAUGGUCGUGACAAUCUAAUGUUCCUCAUAUCAUUUGGUUUUGUUUUUGUUGUAUAAGGCCUGAUUUUCCAGUUGUUGAACUAUUUGUCAGUCGAGUAAAUAUGAUGUUUACCGAAAGUAAAAGUCUACUAAAAUGGGCUUUGCGAUCUGAAUUUUCAAUGAGUAGAUAAAACUUUAUAAAUACCAUUAAUAAAAUGGUUGAAAAGUUUGGAAAAUAUGUUUGCACUGUCAUGAUAAAUCUACAAAUAAAAGCGGUUUAAAAACUGGAAAAUUAGUCCUAGAUCAAUUGCAUAGUAUCUUCUAUCUAGAUUAGGAAACAAAAUCUAUCUCGGCUAAAAUCAUUCAAAAUCAAACCAGUUUGCGAUAACUUAGGAUCAAAAACUCGAUGAAUAUAAACAAUGUCUGAGGUGAUGAUGCAGUGAUAUUAAAAUAUAAUAAAAAACCAGUAGUUUUUACUAUUGUAUUCAAAUUGUAUUUAGCCAGUAUAACAAGCAGGUUGUAAUAGAGUUGUAAUCUAAAACACAAAAUAUUUAUCUAGGAACAUUGAAAUAGUUAAGAGACGUAUAUAUUUAACUAUGGAUGAACCAAUUCAAGCGUGGUAUUAUUAUUUAUUAGUAGCUAUGCUGCGAUUAACCGAAUAUAUUAAAGGUCGUAGCACACAUGUCAACUUGUCCCGAUUAGUGUUCGUUGCAGUAAAGAGUUCCAUACAAAUGAUACUGAACGGCUCAUGAAGGAAGGAAAGACAGUGGAGAUGCCAAAAGGAAGAUAGGUUGCUAGAACUAACGAGACGUUCGGAUUCCUUGUCAAAUCAAAACCAAUUUAUCAAAGAUGUUUCUUGAUUGGUUGGUGAUUUUACUUUGAAAAUAAUGGGCGGGUUCCAUAGAAGGCAUGUAAGGGCGGAGCUAAUAACGUUCCUCACUCGAACACCUGCAUUAUGAUGCGUUACUUUCUUAUGGGAUUUUGCGAGAUGACAUCUCCACCAGUCAUUUUGUUCUCCGUGGGACGGCUCGAGUUGACACGCUUAAAAUCCAUGUCGGAGUUGAUGUGUUACGACCCUUGUUAAGAUAGAAUAGACGUCUUCUAGGCGAAUAUUAGAUAUGUAUGGUUAUUUCGCCACGAUAUAUAAAAACCGACUAUUCUAUAACCGAUUCCACUUAAAAUCCUAGUCAACAUCGAUUUAUUAUCGAAAUUGCAACUUUAUGGAUUGAUUGUUCAUAUUUAUUUUUACUUUAUUUUUGCGGGAACUUUAACAAAAGUACUUAAAGACGUGAUGAUCUUGUUCCCAGAACCAGAUAUUUUUUUUUAUAUACUACAAAUAUUAUAGACUGUCGCUAGUAUACUUGGGUUACAAUAUAAUAUUACAUAUUUUUGAGAGUAUUUAGUUUACUUAUUAAGUUUUCUUGGAUCGCUAGUUUUUUUUAGUAUUAAAGACUUUAUAUUGAAAGGAUAAACCGCUGCGGACUUUGUAAAUCUUGUAUAUUCUUAGUAGGGUCACUCCUUAGUACAUUAGAAUAUAUCAUUAAUACAUUUUUUGGCUAUAGUAUGUUUAGUUUUUUUAUUUUCUUUAACACAAAGAUAAAGUAGGUUCAGUACCUAAAAUACGUCAUCUGUAAAUAUCUGAAAAUAACUUAAUUUAGAAAAAGGAGUUUAUCUUUAAUUUUGUCAUUAAAAAGUUUUGACAUCGAACUGUACUGAACUUUAUAAUAGUUAUUUAUAACGACGAUAUAGACCAAAAUCUUCCAACGUAGUUGCCAACAAAAUGUAUUACUUAAAUAGUUGAUUUAUAAACUAUUUUUCAUUGUUAUACAAUAUUGAGAAUUGUGAAACCUGUAUAUUUAUUGUUUGGGAGUUUUUUUAAGUCAAAGAUGGAUUGGUGUUAUGCCGAUACAUCAAGUUUAAGGGAUGUGCAAAAUUAAUGUCAUAGUCAGGCAUAAAUGAACAUUUGGGUACAGUUACUACCACAGAUAACGAGGGGUUCGGCACAUUUAUUUUAUAUGACAAACAUAUGCGUAAAAAGUUUAUAUAGGUACUUUUGCAUUCAUCUCUUCUCAAAGCAACCGGCAUUAAUUUUGCCUUACAUAGCUAAAUAUUCGUAGUGACCAAAGGUCAAAUACAGUAUAACAAAAAAAGUGGCUCCCAUGCCUUGUUUUUUGCAUUAUCAUUGGGGCUCUUCCUCUUAGCUUCAGACCGUACAUAGUUCAUUCAUAUACAAAGAUAGUUGUGCAACAUACAUUUAUUUUAAUAGCAGAGUAAGCGCCCUGAUUAAUUUCAGAUCAUGUUAUGACAUGUUUAAUCUAUGUAUAUUCCAGUACUGAAAAGAAAUGGAAAUAUUUGUUUGAUAUAAUUCCCAUUCCGACCCUUCGUAGCACUGUGUUGUAGGAUCGAAUUUGUCGUAAUACGGACUCAAGUGUCCCAUAUUUAGAGUACCUUAUAGUUAUUCAAGCAGUAUUCAGUAUCAAUUUAAUCUUCCAUAGUAAUAGUGCCAAAAUAUAUUGAAUAGAUUAACAGAUAUUAACAACGUACUUACACUUUACAAUAUGUUAGAAGUAUUACCAAGUAACAAUAGAUUUUUCCACAUCUAUACAAUUGUAGAUAUAAUUUAUAUCCGAAGAAAACGCACUUAGUGAGAGUUUGUAUGAAGUUGUGGUGAAUUCAAGUGAAACGAAACAUAUUCCGUUUUUUUUUUAUUUAUUCAGUCAUCAAAAGUUGUACUUACUGUAAACCGCAAUGUGUUGCAGAGAAUUUAUAUUGUACACCGCCGAAAUCGACAUAUACUGUCAAAUGCGAAACUAAUGCUUUAAUAGAAAUUUACUUAGAAAUGAAAUGAAUAUGUCACUAGUUCAAUAAAAUGCAGGCACGGUAGUAAAGCUACUCUUUGGAGCGAUUGGUUAACGACAUUUUCACAGUUAGAAAGCGUAAAGGCUGACAUCAAUAACAAAAAUAAACUAUUACUGUGACUAUUGUCGCAUUGUCCGUGCGUUUGGGUAGCCUAGACAACAUUCAGUAGCGCAAGUAGUACACAUAGAUAAACAUAAUAAUAUAGGUAAAUAUGCAAUCGACUGAAGAUGAUUUUCUCUAGAAGCAGUAAAUACUUAACCGCUGGGGACGCAUCAGUAGAUAUUUAUAUAUGUAGAAUAUAUUGAGCGAUUUAAAGUAGUGAAAAAACUUAGUGCCGCGGGCGGUACCCCUUCUCUGUGAUAACGAGCCAAAUUAAACAGUUUAAACAGAUAUUUUUGUAUAGCAUAUAAUCGAAGUUGUUAUAAAAAGUCCAAGAUGUAACCUCAAGUUAAAAGGUUAUGUCGAGGGACUGCAAUUGUUCAAAAUAGACGCUUUCCACAUACAUAUAUUAUUGUAGAUUUACCACAUAUAAUGAUAGAAUUUUAACGCAAAUGCUUCCAUCAAAGUUGAAAAGAUGUUAAUGUUACAACUGUCUACUACACUGUAGGUAAUUAUAGAAACACCAACAACUAUACAUUGUUAGCUUUGGUAGAUUUUCAAGUUUAUAUCAGUCAUCUUUGUCCCCAGCGGAGUAAUUGAAAACUCUUUGGUCUUAAUCCCUUUAUAGCUUUCCUUCUAGGAAAAAUCACUAUAAGUACCUCUUGAUUUAAAUUGAUUGUUACUACUGUUAUAUGACUACUUGACUUUGACCUGACUACUUUUAUGGUGAGUUGCACCAUUAACUAUAAUGAUAACCACACCAUUUGAGUUGUCAAAUCGCCGACUUGACCAAUGGGCGGUAAGUUUACGGCUGGUUAUGGUUUGAUUUUCGUUAUAGCUGAAUGGUGCAACUCACCCUUUGCAUUCUAUUGCUAGUAUUAAAGAAUUAAGUUGUAUUCUACUUCUAAUAGUAUCUUCUACUAUAAGUUACUUACCUAUUUUUACUAGUAUUCCACUACAAACUACUGUUAUUUCUUCUUAGUUGAUAUACGUCAGAAACAUGUGUUUCAGAUUUGUCUUUUUUCUUCGAAACUGUUGGUUCUUUUUAAUAUUUAUUUCGGAGUUAACUUUUCCAAAUAUUAUUAUUUAUUACGUAUUUCUCGUAGCGGGUAAUUAGUAAAGAUAGUUUGUAGAUGUCGGGGCAAAAUAUUGUAUGGUUUAUUACCGGAAUAUAACGGACAUGAUAAAGUUAUAGGAUGUUCUAUCUUUUUGUGUAAACAAAACUACCUUUUUUUGUACCUCUGUAGCAAGACUUUAAAACCUUGUAAUUUCCUUUGGUUUCAAUAUAUUUUAAUUUCUUCUUCUAAACGUACAUUUUUGUAGCUUUAUGUGUAAAUAUGUUUGUAUUUAGUGUAACAUCGAUGUAAGUGGCGUUCGCUACAUUUAGGAUUAGUUGUAUGUAUAUAAAAUGCGCUGUUUUGUCAUAUUAACACUAUAUUACAUAUAUUAUCUUUCUUAUAAAUUAUUAUUUACAUGAAAUGAAUGGCAUAUGAAACGAUUUUUUUGUACUUUAUGUCUUGUCGAUAAAUAUUUAUGCAAUAUUUAUUAAAAUAUAAAAAUAUAUUCUAUUAACUACAAUGUCAAUAUUAACUCAUAUCUCAUUCAUAAUUGGGUAGAGUUUCUAGAUUUCGAAAGUGGUUUAAAUCUCAAUAUGCAAUUCUUAACAUAUGGAGUAAGUUAAGAGUAUUGAUGUAUGUACUGACGAACAACGAAGUUUUUGCAAUUAAUUUAUAAAGGGAAAUAUUUUAUACUGAUUAGGUUAUAAAUCAUAUGCAUUCCAGCAAACAAGAACUUAGAAUUUUUAAAUUCUAACGUUGCAUUGCUUUAGUCUUAUUGGUAAAAAAAUACACUUGGUGAUUUCGCCAGCUAUUUACAAUUAUACUUUAGUAAAGUGAUUUUUUGUAAGCUCUUUUCUUAAUUUCACAAACGUAGUCCGAAAGUCAUUACUGUGCAAUAUUUUAAAAGGGAAACAAAGUGCCUCUUAAGCCACAUGCGAUUCAAAUUAACUGAUACUCGUACAUCGAGAUAUGUGUAGUAAUAAUAUUUUUUACUCAAAGUUUCAAAGUGACUAUGACUUAAUACUAAUGUAAAUAAAACGAAUCCCGCAGUGUUAAAAUGACAAAACAACGUGAUAAUAAAAUAUGUCUUUGUUGUGCGUUGGCGAUCCACUACAGGGAUCCAUUGGAUGGUCAUUUAUCAACUCCAGUUGUUUUGAGCCCUCUCUAGACAAUCAAUAAAAUUGCGCAACAUUACGAUCACUGCAAAAUCAACCGAGUAGUGAUAAUGUUGAAGAUUGCGCAAUGGUUUUUAUUGUAAUAUUGCACAAUGUUCAAUUGUUCGUCUAGGGGACGCCUUACGUAGGAAUGUCUAUGUGAGUUGUUUGAAAUUUCACCUCAGCUUCAACCUCUUUAGCGGGCCGCCAACGGAUUGCCAAUAACUACGUAUAAUUAAUUUAACAGUAAAGUGUUAUACCUCAAUCAGUAUUACACAUUUUGGUAAAAAAAUACAAUCAUUAUAUUUAUUUGGAACGUUCUUUACUUUAGUGUAACAUAAUGUAGUUACUUUAUGUACAUAUGUGUAAUGUACUUUCUUUAUAUCAAUCUGUGUAAUUAUGUGUUUAGUUUGCCACUCUGUAAAGGUGGUACACGUAUUACUAGCUUAUUUUCGUUUUACCCUUAGUCUGUCCGCGAUGUACUCAAAAACCUUCUAUUUGAAGUCUUCAUUUCUUAGGAGUGCUAAAUAAAGGGGUCGUGCUGAGUCCCACUUGCUUUUGUUUUAACGAAGAGUUUGGCCUCGUCGGAAAACCGAGCGUAAGGUAUCCAUUACUGUGUACUUACUGUGGUAGAGAUACGUAGCCCGCCUUAAUACUUAACAGAACGUGUACAGCGUGUACCAUACAUAUGUAUCCUUAUAAUGCGGAUUUCCAUAACCUAUCUGUGAGUUGUGUUGCGAUUACUGAUUGAGUUUUGACAUUAGCUCCAUAUAAAUUAUGUCAAGUAUUUAGGAUAGAUAGGUUCUAGAAAUCCACUUUUAGUAUUACAUAAUUCCAAACCUGGACUGUAUUGUACUACUAAGACUUAAGAAGAUUAUGUAAAAAGAAAAGUUUAGGAGAUAAUUCAUCUAAACAAAAGAGGGUUUUCUGCUGAAUCCGUUUCGGGAGAAACGCCAUAUUUAAAAGUGCUAUAGUUUAUUCUUUUUGUAAUUUACUCAUUUUUUUAGAUUAUAUUUUCAAGUAAAUGUUUACGUUAUGUUAUGUGGUUAUAUUUGUCCAUUUUUAAAACACGCUGUGUGUGUGUUUUUUAAAUAUUUCACAAUUCUGAUUGUACUUAAUUAUUACCUACUCUAGUUACUUAAAAUUAAUGUUGUGUUUGUAUAAAUGGGGUAACUAUGUGCCAUCCGGAGUUUAGAGAUUUUUUGGUACAAAUUAUUGUAAUUUUUCUUUUAUAAUUUAUUUAGACUUAACUGUAAUAUAAGGGUGAAUUGAAAGUAGGAUUCAGCUAGGCCAAAAUUAUAAACGUUACAUAUAGGAAUGGAGGAGUUGAAAUCUUAGCGUACAAAAAGUUAGCAUCGAAUUCCUAUUAAAACCUGACUUGCGUCAUUAAACGAUAGCUGGGAUGUUUUUCGAAAAAUACGUUAUUGUUGUGCAUAUUAUGGUGAAUUAUUUCUGUAUAAAAUAUUUUCCGGAGCUGGGGUUUUCUUAAAGGUUGUUACGUGUUUUAAACUAACGUUGAUUCUAACUAAACAUUAGUAUUUUUGUUAUCCUGGCUGUCUCCUCAUGUUAUCAUAAAUAAGUUUACUUCGCACUGGAGAAUGUCUUCCCAAUUAAAAGGCUUUAUUUAAUUUGUUUAAAGUAUUCAUUAUAUUAUUUACGAAGUGUUGUAAUAUUAUGUACCUAUGUCACUACGCGCGAGCUUUACAUGUAGGUAUGUUAUGAUUCUUCUAUAAAGAGUGCUUAUCCAUUCAUGUUAAUAUAGAGCUAUAUACUUAACAAUAUUGACUGAAUCAUUUUAUUAAUAACAUCUUUGUAAUAUUCACUUAAUUAAGAUGAUGGAACUUGGGCUGUCAAAUCUAUCGAUAUCUUUGAAUAACAUUUUCAUUAUGAAUUAAAGAGAUAGAAGGGUAAUGGUUCAGACAUUAAGAAAAUUGUAUCAGUCUUUAUUUUGUCGAAUUCAGAAAACACGUGAAGCUCGCGCCACGAUUAGCAAGAGAUCUGUCAUUAUAUAGUUCGUUCUUAUUUCUGGAUUAGGCUGUGAAUCUGUAUGUGAAUCAAGUGAUUAAUAAUAAAUUAUUACGUUGCUUU